AACAUGGCCGAACAGUGUUAAGGUUGUGACAGGAUGUUUCAUCAUUCUUGAUAAGAUGUCAUAGCAUCAAUUAUUAGAAACAAACAACAAUAAUCUGUCGUUUAAAAUGUUUUUAAUAUUGUAAGAUACCUCAAUAACCAAAGUGCUAACUUGCGGUAUAGGAACAGUUCGUGCCAUUGGCUACGUCGGCUAGCUAGCUAGUUAGCUAACGUUAGCUGCCUCAGUAUGUUGCUGAACAACCGGAGAGGAAAGUUCAUGGAGGAAAAUUCGAGCAGUAACCACAUACUACUUCGGAGGAGUUUAACCGCUAGCACUAGAAGAACGGAGACCAGCGUCUUAACCUUUCCGCCAGAGGAUGAUGACGAGGUCGAAUUUGACACUUCUGAUUCUGCCGUUAACUGUGAGGUUCUUAUGGGUGGGAAACAACGCCCAUCCCUCCAGGAGUUUGCCUCUGCCAUCCCAAACCACCUGCUGCUGGGCUCCCUGCUGGAACACCUGUGCUUUGUCUAUGAGAAAGAUCCGCACCGCUCACGUCUGCUCUUCAAGGUGAUUGGUCAGCGUCUGGCAGCGUUGAACCUUCUCUCUCCGCUGGCGAUCAGUGAUGAGUUCAGCACGGUGAGGCUGCAGCACAACAGGGCCUUCACUGAGCUCCUGCAUGCAGCCAGCUCCUCUCUCUUCCCCCAGGAUCACAGGUAUUUAACAACAGAUGCACAGAGCUUUACAAGAUCAAAAGAUGGCCUAUUCCAAGCACAGACAUCUCGCUACCUCAGCGAGUUUGAGGAAAUAUGUACACUGGGCAAAGGAUCAUACGGCAAAGUAUUCAAGGUGACAAAUAAGUUGGAUGGCCAGAAUUAUGCAGUGAAGAAGAUUCUAAUCAAGAACGUCACAAGGGAGGACUGCAUGAAGGUCCUUCGUGAAGUGAAAGUCUUAUCCAGUCUACAGCAUGCUAAUAUAGUGGGUUAUCACACCGCGUGGAUGGAGCAUGUGCAGCCUGCAGCAAAAAACACAACAUCCAUCCCUUCCAAGUAUCCUGCUCUGGAAACAGCUUCACUGAGAGAAGACAGUGCAGAGGCAAGUGUUGGCAGUAGCAUUGGCUCCUCCAUAGUGUUUGAAAGCUCGGAAUGUGUGAAGGACAAGACAGAGGAUGCAUUCACCAAAGUGAGCACAUCGAAGCACAUCUCUGGAAAAGUGUCUGUCUCCAAAGAGGAACAGGGCCAAAUGGUGUGUCCCAAAGGCAUGCACAAUGUGGAGGACUUCGUCCCCUGUGUCUUCCUGGGACAUCAGCGCUCGGCGGCAAGCAGGUGCCCUGUGGCCAGCAAGGAUGGUUCAGUAUUGACAGGAGGGGAUCUCAGCAGGAACAGGCUGGAGAUAAACAACAACUCAUAUCUGGAUGUGGACAGCCAGCAGUGGGAGGAAAAGAGCCCCAAAGAGGUGCAGUUCUACUUGAUGCUGUACAUCCAGAUGCAGCUGUGUGAACUCUCCCUGAGAGACUGGAUCCUGGAGCGGAACACCAGGCCCAGAGAGGAAGUGGCGGGCCCCUCAGAUCCUUACAGAUGUGUGGAUGCAGAACGCACUUUCAGCAUUCUUCGGACAAUACUGGAGGGAGUGCAGUAUAUUCACUCCAAGGGAAUCAUGCACAGAGACCUUAAGCCAAGAAAUAUUUUCCUUCAUGGACAUGACUGCCAUGUGAAGAUUGGAGACUUUGGCCUUGCCUGCAGAGAUAUCAUCUUUGAUGACCGCAUGCAGCUACCUGCUACCUCACACAGCAGCGGCUCCUCACAUACCACUGGAGUAGGAACAUUCGUCUAUGCUGCACCUGAACAACUAGAAGGCUCUCGUUAUGAUUCAAAGUCGGACAUGUACAGCGUGGGAGUGGUCGCACUGGAGCUCUUCCAGCCCUUUGGGACGGAGAUGGAGCGCGUGCAGAUUUUAGGGGAACUGCGGCAGGGCAAGGUCCCGGACACCUUGUGCGAGCGCUGGCCUGCCCUGGCCAAGUACAUCCGGCUACUGACAAGCCCAGACCCCGCACUUCGGCCCAGCGCGGCCCAGGUGCUGCAGAGCGAACUCUUCAACAAUGCGGACAGGGUUAUCCAUAGUUUGCAGAGGAAAGUGGAGGAGCAGGAAGAGGUGAUUGUGCAGCUGAGGAGGCAGAUCAGUGAACUGCAGAGUUCACAGAAUGCAGCACAACAGAUGGACCUGACUUGACUACAACAUGGAAGAGGCUGUGGAGUGCAUGCUUUAAUUUAUACUUGUAAAAUAUGUGAAUAAUAUAUUGCAAGUGGUUUUACAGUGCCUUCAAUAUUUAUUUAUACACAUAACUAAGUAGGUACAAAACAUGCAAUAAAAGAAAAAAUGUACAUAUUAGGGGUUCUUUUUCAACAUGGCUGGAACCUUGGGUGGAUUGUUUGGAAGACGCCUCUUUUGAAGGCAAGCCACAAAAAGAGGCCACUUGAAGCAGCCAUCGGAAUAGCAACUGGAACCAUGUCUCUUGGUCAGAUGACUCCUAUUCUUCACCUUCAUGUUUGACCUAAAAAGGUGAAGCCUAUGUUGAGAGAGAACCUUUGCCCAUUGUGAAAUGGUGGGGAGUUUAUUGUGUUUUGAGGUUUUGCAUUUCUGGGUCCUGGUACCCUUGUAAAUAUAGAGGGAGUUAUUAAGUUCAACAUGUGCUAAGACAAUUUGGCUAGAAAGCAGAUUCCCUUUGCAAAGAAGCUGAAAAUUGCCAGUCUUGCAUGACAACGUUCCAAAGCAUCCACAAUGAAAUGGUUAACUCAGCAUAAAGUGAAUAUUCUUAACUGAUAAUCUUAAUCACCAGACCUCAGCUUUCAAAAUGAAAACCAAAACAACCCAGAGCAAUUCUGCCAAACAUUAUGGAUACAAAUCCCACUCAGAAUAGACAGAACUUGACAGGGGGCAUGUUAUAAGUGAAAUUUGUGCUAGAGGACGAUUUACAAAAUUCUAAAUAGAAGA
This is a messenger RNA of Megalops cyprinoides (Indo-Pacific tarpon), 2967 nucleotides long. It is a transcript of the gene eif2ak1, whose product is annotated as eukaryotic translation initiation factor 2-alpha kinase 1. Gene Ontology annotation, biological process: protein phosphorylation. Lineage: Eukaryota; Metazoa; Chordata; Actinopteri; Elopiformes; Megalopidae. Gene Ontology annotation, molecular function: ATP binding; protein kinase activity. The transcript has 15 exons. Bases 226 to 2205 code for a protein of 659 amino acids. The record is from RefSeq and is a predicted model, not a curated record.